Molecule: messenger RNA, 930 nt
Organism: Brassica oleracea var. oleracea
Lineage: Eukaryota; Viridiplantae; Streptophyta; Magnoliopsida; Brassicales; Brassicaceae
Product: auxin-responsive protein SAUR36-like
Exons: 1
Coding region: 164-676 (170 amino acids)
Biological process (GO): response to auxin
Source: RefSeq, a predicted model, not a curated record
UUGCCUGCCUCUCACUCUGCUCUUCCCCUGUAGCGUUUAGACAGCCACAUAAUCCUCAGAACCCAUCUUCCUCCUUCCAUUCUCAAAUCUCCACCGUUGAUUGUAUAAAACAGAGCUUUGAAACUCCACAAGUUUGUUUCUUUGUUCUGUUUUUUUUUCAACGAUGAGAAAGUUAAGAGGGAUCAAGAUCAGAAGACCGAUUAAACGAAUCUCAAGAUGGAUCCUCCGGAGAAUCCGACUCCGACGAUCCAGAUACAUCCGGUUAGGCCCGACUCAACCGGUUUGCAAACCAAAAGCCAUCACGAAACUCAUAAGCUGGGGACGCAGCCUCACAUCACACAGCGCCAGGUUUCUCGGGUCUAAGAUAUCAAACUCCGGAUACAAGCCGAUCGGUAAGGAUCCGAUUCAAAGUAAACCCGACCCGGUUCCGAAAGGUCACUCGGCGGUUUACGUCGGUAAGAAAGACGGCGACUUUCAUAGAGUUUUGGUGCCUAUCGUGUACUUUAACCAUCCUCUGUUCGGUGAGCUUCUGAGAGAAGCAGAAGAAGAGUUCGGGUUUUGUCAAGAAGGUGGGAUCACUAUCCCUUGUCCUUAUUCGGAUUUCAAACGGGUUCAGACCCGUAUUGAAUCCGGGUCGGGUUUUGGUAAACUGUUCUGGAGCCGGCGCCGGCAAUAACAACGACGGGAGAAGACUAUUGACUUAAGAUAAUGAUGAAAAAAGUUUUAAACUCUUUUUUACUAUUUACUUUCUUUUGUGACCUUUUCACCUUUUUCACUGCUUUUAGUUUUUUUUUUGUUUAUCCUUUUUGUUAGAUAUGUGUAUAUGUGAUACUGUGGAAGUGAGAUUUUUCUUAGUUUAUAAACUAAGACGAUACUGUAAAUAAUUUAGAGAUUUUUCCUUUUCCGUAAUUGCAUAGGUGCUUUUGGUAA